Molecule: messenger RNA, 1589 nt
Organism: Teleopsis dalmanni
Lineage: Eukaryota; Metazoa; Arthropoda; Insecta; Diptera; Diopsidae
Gene: Pus10
Product: putative tRNA pseudouridine synthase Pus10
Exons: 3
Coding region: 95-1570 (491 amino acids)
Biological process (GO): tRNA pseudouridine synthesis
Molecular function (GO): pseudouridine synthase activity; RNA binding
Source: RefSeq, a predicted model, not a curated record
ACUCUAAUUGUCAAAUAAAUGAUGGCAGUUAAAAUUUCACGUGUGAUAAUUUAUUAAAACAAAACAUACUUUAUUAGAAAGUAAUUAAAAUAACAUGAGCAAUCAGGACUUGGUCAAUUAUUUAACGGAAUGUGGUGUUUGCCAAAUGUGUCAGUUACGCUACUUGAAAUCUAGAGGCAAUGAGUACCAAGAUAUAAAGCAAUCCUUUAAAAAUUUAGAUCUCAAGUAUAGUGACAUCAUUUGUAACAAUGACGAUGAAUUGCCAAAAAAGAAGCAACGCUCGAAUGUUUGCACAACAUGCCUUGGUUUGUUUUCAAAGGAGUUUCAAGAAAAGCUGAUUGCCGCUAUACUAAAACAAGGUUUAGAAGAACAUGAGUGCUCUUCUAUAGUUGUCGCAAUAAGUACACCAAUAAUACUACAAGUCCGGCAGCUAUCCAUGUGGUUUGCUUUACGUCAGAAAUUUGAACAUAUAAACACCGAACGUCCGCCAGAUGUGCCUUUAAAAGAAGCAAUUAAGUUGAUUAUAAAUCCAAUCUUGUGUGAAAAACUACAUAAAAAUUAUGAUGUAAAUGGUAUAAUGAUAAGUGUAACUUUAAUGCAUAAUCAAAAUAGUGAAGAAAUUUCCAAUUUGGAGAAAUUAAAUAAACAUUUGUAUCGGGAGAAGCACGAAAAUCAGCAAAUGUCACGUGUGUGGAUAGAAAAGCAUUACACUCCUGGAAUUGUCGAUGUAGAUUUAUACAAAAAAUUCAUAACUGUGCCACCUCCAAUACCGAACGAUUCAUUAUAUAUAACAUCCAUUUCGGUUACCGGACCUACAGUUUAUAUUGCUGGACGCUAUAGGAAAUUAUCACGCAAGUUAUCGCAUACACCGUGGUUAUUGAAUGGAAUUCGUGUAAUGGAAGACAGUGUAGAAGAGAUUAUCAUAAGAAGCAUCGUCCCACAUUUUUGCGCGGAACAGAGUAAGAUCAUAUUUAUGUCCAGUGGACGUGAGGAUGUGGACGUACGUUGUCUUGGUAAAGGUCGUCCAUUUGUGCUUGAAAUACCUAAUGCUCAUCGUACAAAGUUAAUUAAAAAAGAUGCAUUUAUGAUGGAGUCAAAUAUUGAAAAAUCACUACAAAUUUCAGUGCGUGACUUGCAGACUGCGAUGAGAGAGGAAACGGUGCAUAUUAAAACUGGAGAGGAAAAGAAACAUAAAUUUUACCGAGCAUUAUGUAAAUUGGAAGAACCUGUUACAAUUGACGUUUUAGAAAAACUUAAUUUGCCUGAAGGAUUUUUAAUUGACCAGAAAACACCACUCAGAGUACUGCAUCGCAGACCGUUGUUAACAAGACCGCGGAGAAUACAUAGUUUAAGAGCACGGGUCUGUCAAAAUAAUCUUAAAGCUGUCAUACUUGACGUAGUUACGCAAGCAGGAACUUACGUUAAAGAGCUUGUACAUGGAGAUUUUGGACGCACAUCUCCUUCAAUAACCUCCAUUAUAGGAAAACCGAUCGACAUUAUCUCGUUAGAUGUAAUUGCUGUAGGCUUAGAAUGGCCAGCAGAAGUAGAUAAUAGUUUAAUAAAUGAUUGACAAUAAAAUAAUUUACAAA